Molecule: messenger RNA, 715 nt
Organism: Daphnia pulex (common water flea)
Lineage: Eukaryota; Metazoa; Arthropoda; Branchiopoda; Diplostraca; Daphniidae
Product: nicotinamide riboside kinase 2-like
Exons: 2
Coding region: 76-675 (199 amino acids)
Cellular component (GO): cytoplasm
Source: RefSeq, a predicted model, not a curated record
UGUUCUGAGUGUGAUGGUGACUGUAUUAUCUGUGUAUGCACUUUGGCUCAUGAAAUUUCAAUAAUCUUAGUCUUCAUGAAUUCAUUACAAAAUCUUAGGCAAGUUGGAAGGAGAAUGUUGACAGUCGGUAUAUCAGGUGUAACAUGUGGUGGUAAAUCAUCGAUCGCCAGUCUGUUAAAGUCUACAUUUCCAAGAGCAAAGUUCAUAUGCCAAGACGACUUCUAUUUCCCCCCCGAUGAGUCGCUAUCUAAAGAGCCAGGCCUCCCCAACUGGGAUUCUCUUGAGAGUAUCGACAUGGUUUCCAUGACGCGCAAAGUGAAAGAGACUAUCGACGCGUAUUCAAACGAAAAACUGCCAACAGAAAACCUGCUCGUUAUUGACGGAUUUCUCAUCUUCAACUAUCCUCCACUAGCUGAACUCUGCGAUUUAAAGUACUUUCUGACACUUCCGUUUGAAGAGUGCCUUGCUCGUCGCCGAAGGAGGACCUCAUACAACAUCCCAGACCAGCCAACAUAUUUCACUGAAGUAGCGUGGCCCAUGUAUCUUGUACAUUUGAAAGAAAUGCGUCAGGAAGGCUUCGCCGAUCAAAUCCAAUAUCUUGAUGGGACGAUUGACAUCCAGGAAAACUUUAAACGUAUCCUCAAAGAUGUUCAAGCUUAUCUUGAUGACGUGUGAUUACAGAUCCUUUCAAUACAGUCAUAUUUUUCUUCACUGA